AUGGCUGGCCGUGUGCUGUUGGUGUGUGCCCUCUGCGUGCUGUGCUGCUGCGGCGGCGGUGUCGGUGCGUGGGGUGGCGGCUACUGCACGGAGAGUGACUGGAGGGACUUGAGGGCGGUCGCGAAGGACAUGACGGAGGCGGAGAUUGAGGGGCAGUACUGCAGCGGCAAGCCGGAGUUUGUGCAGGGGCUGCGGGCAAGUCUGCAGUCUGUUAAUGGCGAAGACGAAGGCGAAGAACAGAAGACGAGCGCGGGGGAUGGAAAGGAGACGAGCGGUAAGGAAGGUACGGGUGUAGAUGAAGCUGGUCUUUCGACAGACAAGAGCAAGAACGGGAACGCAACAGAUGAAGAGCCUCCUGCGAAGGGGUCGGGAGGGGCAAGCCACACCUCGUCGCCGGACGAUCAAAAGACACAAGAUGGUGGAGUGGGGCAAACAGAUUCACCACAAAAGCCAACAACCAACAACGGGGAGGGAGCGGAUGGAAAAGAAAGCCCGUCAGGUGACACGGAUAGCACCAGGGAUCAAUCAGGGGGCGGCACUGUAAAUCCGGAGGAAUCGGAACGCACGAAGGGAGAAGAAAUACCACCGCGGCAGGGAAGCUCACCUUCACCAUCACCAAAAGGAGAAGAGCCGUCGUCGCCAAGCCAACCAGAAGAAGGGCGUGGGCCCUCAACUGACGUCAGUCAAGGAGAAACCAAUGCAGGGAAGGAGGGGCAAUCGGCAGACGACAACGGUUCUGCCACGCAAAAUCCAUCGCACGUGCCGGAAAAAGGGCCGCAGGAGAAACAGGCAGCGGAAGGAGACCCAGAGCAGAGCCACCAAGGCCAUCCUUUACCCCCACAACCGCACACGGAGGGUACUCAAAAUACGCUGAGCGACGACGCAGAUUUGCAGGGCGGUGAAAAGAAACCAGCAGCAGGGCACACAGACAGCGCUGCAAAGGACUGCUGCGGCUACGACUAA
Trypanosoma rangeli is the source of this 963-nucleotide messenger RNA. RefSeq lists its product as uncharacterized. The record is from RefSeq and is a predicted model, not a curated record. Lineage: Eukaryota; Euglenozoa; Kinetoplastea; Trypanosomatida; Trypanosomatidae. The coding region runs from base 1 to 963 and encodes 320 amino acids. The transcript has a single exon.